Messenger RNA from Lampris incognitus (smalleye Pacific opah), 863 nucleotides. It is a transcript of the gene stc2a, whose product is annotated as stanniocalcin 2a. The coding region runs from base 9 to 863 and encodes 284 amino acids. Gene Ontology annotation, biological process: intracellular calcium ion homeostasis. The transcript has 4 exons. The record is from RefSeq and is a predicted model, not a curated record. Gene Ontology annotation, molecular function: hormone activity. Gene Ontology annotation, cellular component: extracellular region. NCBI's taxonomy places the organism in Eukaryota, Metazoa, Chordata, Actinopteri, Lampriformes, Lampridae.
GAGACAUUAUGCUGGCUAAACUGGCGAUAGCGCUGUUGCUUGUGGCAGUUUUGGAGCAAGUAGUGGGAUCGGAUAAUAUCGACAUCCAUGACAGCCCUCCGGAAAAGCCUGCGAGCCAGAAAGGACGCCUCUCCCUGCAGAACACAGCUGAGAUUCAGCACUGCUUGGUGAGCGCAGGAGACGUUGGCUGCGGUGUGUUUGAGUGCUUUGAAAAUAACUCCUGUGAGAUACGGGGGCUACAGGAAAUCUGCAUGACCUUUCUUCACAACGCUGGCAAGUUUGAUUCUCAGGGAAAAUCUUUCAUUAAGGACGCUUUAAAGUGCAUGGCCCAUGGUCUUCGCCACAAGUUCAGCUGUAUCAGCAGGAAGUGUGUGUCCAUUAAGGAGAUGGUAUUCCAGCUCCAGAGAGAAUGCUACAUCAAACACAACCUCUGCUCCGCUGCUAAGGAGAACGUUGCUGUCAUGGUGGAGAUGAUCCAUUUCCAAGACCUCUUCCCCAAGGGUCCUUACGUAGAGCUGGUGAACAUUCUGCUGAGCUGUGGAGAGGAGGUGAAGGAGGCGCUAACGCGGAGCGUCCGGCUUCAGUGUGAGCAGAAUUGGGGGGCGUUAUGUGACAGUCUGAGUCUUUGCGCCACCCUCACUCCCGCUCCUCCUGGUUCUGUGGCCGAGCAUCGCCGCCCUGCACCUGCCCAUCUCGAGCCCGAGCACCCUCGUCCCCCUCGACAAGGUGAAAAGGACAAGCCCGGUAAGGGGGGCUUCAAUACCCACCCCCGCAACCGCAGCCAGGGUCUUCGCCGUCAGAGUCCAGAGGCUGGAGUGAUGGCUGAGCAAGAGGACCCUGAGGCCACUGACAUCCGGAGGUGA